Molecule: messenger RNA, 977 nt
Organism: Hemicordylus capensis (graceful crag lizard)
Lineage: Eukaryota; Metazoa; Chordata; Lepidosauria; Squamata; Cordylidae
Gene: GPX2
Product: glutathione peroxidase 2
Exons: 2
Biological process (GO): response to oxidative stress
Molecular function (GO): glutathione peroxidase activity
Source: RefSeq, a predicted model, not a curated record
GUCCCUGCAGCAGCCAUGACUCCCAUCGCCAAAUCCUUCUAUGACCUCAGUGCUACUGACCUCCAAGGGGAGAAAGUGGAUUUCAACAACUUCAGGGGGAGAGUAGUUUUGAUAGAGAACGUGGCUUCCCUCUGAGGCACAACAGUGAGGGACUACACCCAGAUGAACCAGCUGCAGAGCAAAUAUCCUCGACGGCUGGUUGUGCUGGGUUUCCCUUGCAACCAGUUUGGCUACCAGGAAAACUGCACGAAUGAAGAGAUUGUCAACAGCUUGAAAUAUGUGCGGCCUGGUUCUGGAUUUGAACCCAACUUCACUCUUUGCCAGAAGUGUGAAGUGAAUGGCAAGCACACCCACUCUGUCUUUGCCUACCUGAAGGACAAACUUCCUUACCCAGAUGACAACCCCUCCUGCCUCAUGAUGGAACCCAAGUUCAUCAUAUGGAGCCCAGUGUACCGCAACGACAUCUCCUGGAACUUUGAAAAGUUCCUGGUGGGACCUGAAGGAGAGCCUUUCAAGCGCUAUAGCCCCAGAUUCCUCACCACCAGCAUUGAGCCUGACAUCCAGCGCCUCCUGAAGCUUGCCAAAUAAGAAUUACCGGUGGUGGGGGAGAUAUUCCUGAGAUUAUUCAAACAGCCUUCACAUAACAAGGCAGCUCCAAAAACUGGCCAGAAAUUCACUAGGCUACCAUCAUGAACAACUCCAACUGCUCACCUAAGAAAUACCUAUGCCCAGUUCCCUUCUCCUCCCUUUUUAGCUGCGUGUAUGAGGUGCUUCAUUCUAACUUCUUAUAGGACCAACAUCAGCUUCUUAUAGGACCAACUAACUUCUUAUAGGACCAACAUCAGACUUUUACAGAGUGACGGUGCCCCCGCUAAACCUCAAUGGAGGGAGCCUGAAAGAUGUAAAGGUGCUGAUUCCCUGGCCUUUGCUUACCCGGCAGUUUUUGUUUUAUGAGAUAAAUAAAAGAGUGGAAGAUU